Coccidioides posadasii C735 delta SOWgp is the source of this 2130-nucleotide messenger RNA. The record is from RefSeq and is a predicted model, not a curated record. Lineage: Eukaryota; Fungi; Ascomycota; Eurotiomycetes; Onygenales; Onygenaceae.
AUGCCUCCGGCUCUACCUGAAUUUGAGGAGCUCGAAGCAGGGCCUUCGUUCAAGGAAGAGAAAUGGGUGAUAAUACCCGUUGAAGACAUAUACAGCGAUGGAGACGAGCGGCUCUGGCCGACGGACUCCCGCUAUGAGGAAGCUGACCCGACAACAUACCUGGAAAAGUUAGCUAAAUUAUGGAUGCAACACAUAAAAAAGUUCAAGCCAGAUGAACACUAUGUUCUCAGCCAGCUUCCAAAAGGCUAUGCACUGUUAUCUCGUGAGCGUAGAAGCCACCCGCACAUUCGAGAAAAAGGGACAACUAUAGAUUCAGCCGGGAUGCCUCGCCUAAUUAGGGGUCGAAGACGUGGUAAAGGAAAACAGCCUGCUGGCGCCACUCGAAAAGCAGCAGCAAUUGGCCCAAGAAGACGCGGCCGUCGGAAGGGGUCAAAUUAUCUUGCUGAAGAUGAAGAAGGACUUCGAGAUGUAUUCAAAGAGCUCGUCUAUAAACUUAAGAUCAAACGAUCUUUGGACGAACCAGUGGAAGAAACUGAUAAUAUGGAUUGGCGAGCGGAGCGCGAACAGCUCGUUGACCAUCUAACCCGCAUUUCCAUGCAACAUCGCUUCAUCCCUCGAGUUGGAGAGCUGGUGUUGUGGUGCCCAGAACUUAAAGGUGAUGUGAAAUUUGAUUUCAACACGGACACAUUCCGUCAAGUCUGCCCAAAAACGCAAAAGUUUCUAGAUCCUCCUGAGUGGCGGGCGGGAACCGUGGCCCAAGUGCCUGAAGAACUUGUGUUGUUAGGGGAUAUCUACUUUGCCUCGGAAAAAUCCAUGGCUAUCAAUAUGUCUGGGUUCCGAAUUGAAACGUUUCCAGAUCCGAAUAGCCCGGAUAAAGCCUAUUCAAGCCAGUAUAAAUAUGUUCCCUUAAGCCAUACCAGGCCUUUUAAUAUGUGGGAUAUUUUCAUGCAAAAUAUUUCAUCCGAAUAUUUUCAUCCGUCUAUUUUUAAUGCGCUGACGGUGAUGCCAUCCUUCAGCUUUUUGGAUAGAUAUCGCUUCGCAGGGACCUGGCCUCAUGCCACCAUCUACUGCAAAGGUGUCUACAUUGGUGCAGAGCUCCUUGUGAAAGGAGAUACGGUUCGCAUCAUGCCCGAAAAUUGGUCGUGCGGAGCCCCUUUUGGCGCUGUGACCGACGUUCUUACUAUCGAAGAGAUAGUCAUGGAGCUCUAUGAUUGCGACGCCGAUCUCUCUUCUCCUUUAUUAAGUGAGAAGAUUGCUCCCCGUGUGAAGGGGCAGGCAUACACCAUUUCUAAAGACAGGGCGUACCGCGACCUUUCGUCUCCAAAUGAGGAGGCAGAACCAUUGACAAUGGAUGAAGUUAUGGACGCCUUCGAAACUGUCUCGAUGCGCCAGUACGGACCGUGGUACCGCUUACAUCCUCCUGACCAAGAAAUGGAAGUUUCAAUCAACUUGAUCAUCGGUCGCUGCUUUGAGGCCGACUACAUGAGAUUGAUGCUCGGUAGCACAGAUUUGGAUCUCGAUUUUGAGGGAGUCAUCUCAGGGCGUGUGUACGGACGUGAUGUGGAUGAUCGUAUCCCCGAGAACAGCGAAUGGUUUGCAGGAGACUAUCGUCUUGAAACCCUCGCCCUUGAGACGUUUAAUGGUAUCGAAGUUGGAAAAUACGACGACGCUCGGGACUUGAAGAUGUGGCGCGCCAAUCUUCGGAUUAUCGACGGUACAGCCACGUCGGCGGAUGUUAAGGACGCAAAAUUGCCCCAGAGAAAGGGCCGCCGGGUAGUGGAAGACAUCAUUGGCGGGAAAGCGGAUUCAUCGAAGUUCAAAAAGAUGGGGAAAACGAGUUCGCUGGUUAGUACUGCGUUGGCGCCACCUGAUCCAUCGACCAAUGCUACUUCAAACGACCUCACUUCAGCACACGAUACUGCGGUUGAUGAAGAUGGUUAUGAGCAAGACGAUGAUGUGUCUAGCAUUUACCAUGAUGCAAAAGCAGAGGCGGACGAAAGCGAAGACUCUCUCAAUGUGUUGCUGCAAAUGGGCACGACUAUCGUUCGCGGGGGAACGACGGAAUCUGAGGGCGGCGACUACGUACCACCGUCCUCUGGAGAACCAACUACAAAGCGGCGGAAGUUCUGA